Babesia ovata is the source of this 2274-nucleotide messenger RNA. RefSeq lists its product as uncharacterized. The record is from RefSeq and is a predicted model, not a curated record. NCBI's taxonomy places the organism in Eukaryota, Apicomplexa, Aconoidasida, Piroplasmida, Babesiidae. The transcript is spliced from 3 exons. The coding region runs from base 1 to 2274 and encodes 757 amino acids.
AUGAGAGCUGUCUGGACAACCUACGUCCAAGAGGUGUGCAAGAGGGUCAAAAAUCAAGCCACUGAUAAGGAUGGCGAAUCCAGCGACCGGUUCUCGCCCACCGACAUCUCACUCAUCUUCGCCGCCUUCGCCAAAUCCGGGAGAAGGGACUCAAGCUUCAUCAACUUGUUGCUUGAGGCGAUGCGGGAUAAUGUCGACAAAUACGACAUCAGGGAUUUCGCCGUGCUGUACAACGGCCUUGCCAAAGUCGGCAUGCAGGCGGACGAGAUGAUAAACGGCUUCAACACCAACAUAGAGUCCCGAAUAACCGCAAAAACAUCGGAAAAGGAUAUUGCCCUUCUACUUAACGCUUUGUUAGAGCUCAGGGUCAGAGAUGCCAACGCCAUAUUCGUUAAGGCGUCGCUGGCCAUAUCGUCAAAGAUAAAAUACAUCGCAAAUUGUCACACGCUCACACUAUUGCUGCAUUCCUAUGCGAGGUUUAGGGGCUUUGCAGCAGAAUCGGAUCCACCCGGACAUCCACCUGUGGAAGGGUUGGGACCACACCGAGCAGCAUCUUCUGAGGGCACGCAUCAAGAUGACGGAGGAAUGAACAGCCACAAGACACCGCCAUCUGAAGGCGACAUCGCAAAUGAGAGGGAAAAUGAACAGUCACCAGAAGCAACGUUGAUAACGGAGACGACUCUUUCGCUGCUGGGCAGAUGCGCUGAUCUCAUGAUACAGAUGCGACCCACUGAUAUCAUGUACUACUACAAGUCGGCCGUGCACCUGAUAUACGCCAACUCGAACGGGGUCACAAGGCAGCUGUAUGCCUCAAUGGCCAACAUGAACAAGGCGCACAUCAGGAUACGCGAGCACAUCCUCGAGUUCGAAGCCAGGGAGCUGGUAUCACUGCUGCAGGCAUUGAAGGAUGCUCAGAGCUUCGUAGAACUAGAGUCACCGUUGGACGAUGAUGGUGCAGUCUGGGUGGUGAACAACGAGAUCCGCAACCAGGCGCCCAUACUGCAAGAGGAGAUAACUAAUGAGCUGACCUACCGAACCAGGGUAAUGUCAUUCGCAGAAUGCCUCGGUUUUUUGAAACUCAUGAGCUCGGAAGAUCACCGUGCAUUACUCGUCUGCCGCAGGUUAAUCUACAAGGUCAACAAGAUGAACGAGCUCAACAGCUGGGAGAGGUACUCCAAAACAGAUCUGUGGGACCUUAUACAUAUUCUUGGCAAAAUAUGCGACGUAUCCACCAGUACAGAAGCACAAGAGCUAAUGGUGGCUAUAACGAAAAACAUCACUGGGACACUAAAACUGAGGGAAGUGGAUGCAAUGUGCAGGCUGGCGGCACGACUUGGCGCCAAAAGCAAUUCGCUUCUAAAAAAAGUAAACUCUGUGACAUGCCGCGCUGAUUGUCUGCAACCAACGCAAGCUGCAUCUCUAGCGUAUCACCUAACCGGGCUUGGGUACAUUGACCACAUCCAGCCCAUUCUAGACGCCUGCCUCCAAGUAGACAACGCUAAAGAUGCGCUUCAUGUGCUAACGGCCCUCGCAAUACUGAAGGUAAAUCGGCUAACACAUAUUCCUGUGGAAUUAGUGGAUACCAUGACAAAACAGGUGGAGGUUGGCAUGGCAGAGUUGCCUACCGACGAAUCCACAGCAAACAAGAUCGCAAUACUCAGGGCAGCUGGUAUUGCUGAGCUGCGCGGAGAGAGUGGAAAAUACACACUGUACCCGAGGCUGUAUUCGCCUGUAGACCACUUGGUACUGAGGAAUGUACGAUUCGCGUCCAACAAGUUGAAGGUGGACAUUCAACUGAUGUCGCUAGCGCAGUGCACGGAAGACAUUGCUAACAGCCUCGAGGCGUUCCUGUCUAAAUUUGACGACAAGACGCGUAUGUACAGGAACUACGAUGCUGGAGACAUGAUACUGCCUAUAGUGAUAGAGUUGCCUGGGUCGACCAAGGUGGCUGUGCACGUGCUCAUGAACGACUUCUAUUCCGGCAGGCGCCAGAUGCUGCGGAACGACGUAUUUGCACAAAUAAGACUCAUGGACGACCGCGGGAUACGUACAGUUGGCUGCCGAGCGGACCACUAUCUGCAGGGCGACCGAACGCAGUUCAUCGCCAACCUCGUGGAACGCUGCCACAAUGUAGCCAACUCGGAGGCCAACACAACAAAAGACGAACUUCAAGCGCCACAGGUUAGACUUGCUAAAGAGCACGUCGUCGACAAAAGUCCGCAACAACCCAAGCUCGACAGCUUCUCCCGAUUCCGGCGGCUAGUUGCCGGCUGA